Molecule: messenger RNA, 2775 nt
Organism: Xiphias gladius (swordfish)
Lineage: Eukaryota; Metazoa; Chordata; Actinopteri; Istiophoriformes; Xiphiidae
Gene: fgl2a
Product: fibrinogen-like 2a
Exons: 5
Coding region: 265-1773 (502 amino acids)
Source: RefSeq, a predicted model, not a curated record
AGCGGCAGUUCCACUGCACUCUCUCCCUGGUGCAGGCUGCGCUCAUACACACAUAGACACACACACUCUCUCUUAAACCAAUAGGAUACUGGACACACAUUCACAUAAUCCUAUACUUAAAGACAAUCUGCAGCUACACACACACACACACACACACACAAACUAUUAUACGCACUUACCCACUUUAACGUUACAUCAGAGGCAGUUGCAGACACUUCCACCUUACACAGACUUAUUUCUUCUUUACAAAUCUCACACAGAAGAAUGAGGACAAUUGUGCUUUGCGUUUGUGCCAGUCUCCUGGUUACAGCCACCCUGGUGCCUCGCACCAGCCAGGCAGCAGACUUCGAUGUCAACUCACACCAGAGAUGGGACGCUAGAGGACCUUUCACUUUGGGAUCUGAAUCUAGUACCCCCACCUCCUGCCCCCUGAAACUGAGACCCUCGGGCCAGUGUGGGAGCUCUGGGGCUAUGGCAGAGGAGGGGGAGGAUUGUCCAUACCAGCUCACCUUACCUCCCCUUACCAUCCAGCUGCCCAAGCAGUUCAGGCUGCUGGAGAGAACAAUGAAGGAGCUGCAGAGCCUGAAGGAGGUGGUGAACAAGCUAAGGAGUGGGUGCCAGGAGUGCCGUGGGGCACGAGGCAAUGGAGCUUUUGGGCGUCAGCAAGCUGACCAAGGACAGAGGGAUGCUGGGGAAGAAGUGAGACUGGACCUGACAGGACAGGACGUGCGAGGUGGGUCCAGCCAGGAGGUGAGGGGAGAUGGGACGGUCACUGGAGCUACUGUGGACAGUACUGGACCGGGACAAGGUUCUAUUUUUGGGAAAAUUAACCAAAGUCCAAGCACUAUGCAGGAGAUGCAGGUGAAGCUGAAUAGGAUGUCAGCCAGCCUGCGCAAUGCCAGGAGCCAGAUCUCGACUCUGCAUGGUCGUCUGGAGGGGCUCAACCUGCUCAACACGGACAACGUGCAGGCUAUGGUGGACAGGCGGGUGGAGAACAUCACUGGAGUGGUCAACAAGCUCAGGUCCACCUGCACCACGGAGUGUGCAUUACAGAAUACCCCUCAGUUCAUCUUGGUCCCUCGGGACUGUUCAGACUACAAUGUGCUGGAGAUGAGGAAGAAUGGAGUGUAUCGUGUGACCCCUGAUCCCCGCAAUGGGACAUUUGAGGUCUUCUGUGACAUGGAGUCCUUUGGAGGUGGCUGGACUGUGAUACAGCAACGGCUCAAUGGGUCUGUUAGCUUCAACCGAACCUGGGCUGAGUAUAAGAAGGGCUUUGGCAACCCCAGAGGGGAGUUCUGGUUGGGCAAUGACCAUAUCCACUUGCUGACAAAAGCCAAAGACAUGAUUCUGCGUAUUGAGCUGGAAGACUUUGAGGGUGUUCGGGAAUAUGCAAAGUACGACCAGUUCUAUGUGGCCAAUGAGUUCCUGCGCUACCGGCUGUCUGUCAGUGGAUACAGUGGGACUGCUGGGAACGCCAUCAGUUUCAACAAGCACUUCAACCAUGACCAGAAGUUCUUCUCCACGCCUGACCGUGACAACGACAUGUACCCCUCCGGAAACUGCGGUACCUACUAUAGCUCUGGCUGGUGGUUUGAUGCCUGCAUGUCCGCCAACCUAAACGGGAAGUACUAUCACAAGAGGUACAAAGGGGUCAGGAACGGGAUCUUCUGGGGAACAUGGCACAACAUGUCAACAGAGUCCUACCCUACCAACUACAGGCAGGCCUUCAAAACUGUCAAGAUGAUGAUACGGCCCAAGAACUAUGCUCCUUAAGAGGAAAGGUAAAUAUUCAUGAGUAUAGUCUGAUGGACAGACACAAUCAAAGACAAAGAAAAUGGAAGAACAAAUAGACUCAGAAACUCAUACACAUGCGCAUAGUCAUGUAUUUGCACACAUUUAUACAUGCAUACGUGCACAAUGAAAAAGAAUAUAAGCCCUAUUGCCCUAUAAAAGUUUGGAUGCAGUAAUAACAAAAAGAAUUGUGAAAGUAAAUAACCGUGCUAUUACUUUUUUUCUACUGUAGUGAGUGUGACCUUCAAAAUGAUGGAUUAAAAUUAUAGUAAUAAAGGACAAUGGACUAUGAACGAUGAUGGACUAAUAAAAACUAAAAAAAAAACAACACACGUGCAGUGUAAAGGAAAUCCUCCUACAGUGGCCAUAAUAUUAUACGGAGGGUUACCAUCAGAAAUUUUUCACUCUCUCCAAUUUCUGUCCUGAUGCCCCCUGCUACAAUCAGGACACAGCACAGCACACAGUAGUAGUAAAAACUAAUGAGCUAUCGUUUUUCUCCACUCCAACUGGUUUCAUAAUUAAAAGCAGCAACUCAAGUAAGCUAUAUGAAAGUUGAUGAUACAGUUUUGGGUGACCAGAGUCAAACUGUUUAAAAAAAAGCAACAAAAAAAAAUCUAUAGGCAAUGAUACACAGCACUCUUUAGGCAGCAGUGACCAAGUAAUAGCUUCUGUGUUGUUUAUUUAAUUACACUGGGACACGGUAACGUAUCAUCAUUCUGUACAAUAUAAAACAUCCCAGUACAAAUAUGUAGCCUGAGUUAAAUUUUUAUCGGGUCAUUCCCUAGUACAUUCUGCAUUAUGGAUGUUUCAGUAAAUUCUACGUGACAGCCGCUACAGAGCAGGACACUGCUGCAAGAAAAAACUGUUCAAAUCGUUUUUUACCCAUAGCUCUGGGAGCACUGAACUACUGCGCAUCUCUUGAUACAAUAGACCAGUAUUCAUUACAAAAAAAAAAAAAAAAAAUCCUCCCUGACCCACUGCUUG